AUGGCUUCUUCCAAACUAAAAUAUAACGAAAUUGAAGUAGAAGGCAUAGAUCCUUCCACCUACGUAGAAUGUUCGACCUACAUCAAAGAAAAAAUCAUCCCAGAAACCCUGCGAAGUGCAGGUUGGAACAAUGCGUCUGAGACAUCUGUAGGAGCAAUUAUUUCGUACAGUAAAAACUCCAAUAUUAAACAAUGUGUGGAUCAACUCGCAGCUAUCACUGCUGAUACAUUCGUACUUGUUGCUUAUGGAGUUCAUGUACAAAAAGCACUUUCGAUAAUAGAGAUCUUCAAGACUACUGAAAACGGGAAAGCACUACAUCAAUUUAAUAAACUAGACUCGUUUAUUGAAAUCAAGGCUGGACGUAAUGAACUAUUGGAUAGAAAAGUCAACUUGCCUAUACUUAUUACCUUAUUCACUAAACAAGAAGUCAAAAGCCUUAAUAAAUUCACAAAACAAUCGUAA
Kluyveromyces lactis is the source of this 462-nucleotide messenger RNA. RefSeq names its product ribonuclease P/MRP protein subunit POP6 (gene POP6). Bases 1 to 462 code for a protein of 153 amino acids. Gene Ontology annotation, molecular function: nucleic acid binding. NCBI's taxonomy places the organism in Eukaryota, Fungi, Ascomycota, Saccharomycetes, Saccharomycetales, Saccharomycetaceae. The record is from RefSeq and is a predicted model, not a curated record. The transcript has a single exon.